UCGGCGGGCGGAAGCCGGAAGCGGAAGUCGACGUUGCUGGGGCGGUGGAGCAGCAGCAGCAGCAGCAGCAGCAGCAACGUGAGCGGGAGGGAAGAUGCUUCCGCUCUCCUUGCUGAAGACGGCGCAGAACCACCCCAUGCUGGUGGAGCUGAAGAAUGGGGAGACUUACAAUGGUCACCUGGUCAGCUGUGAUAACUGGAUGAACAUCAACCUGCGCGAAGUCAUCUGCACCUCCAGGGACGGAGACAAGUUCUGGCGGAUGCCCGAGUGCUACAUCCGCGGCAGCACCAUCAAGUACCUUCGCAUCCCGGACGAGAUCAUCGACAUGGUCAAGGAGGAGGUGGUGUCCAAGGGGAGAGGCCGCGGCGGGAUGCAGCAGCAGAAGCAGCAGAAGGGGCGCGGAGUCGGCGGCACCGGCCGGGGUGUGUUUGGCGGCCGUGGACGAGGGGGGAUCCCAGGCAGCGGCCGAGGAGGACAGCAGGAGAAGAAGCCCGGGCGUCAGGCAGCCAAGCAGUGAGGAGCCGAAGAUGGCGCCCCGGACUCCAGUGCCAUGCCAGGAAGGCUGGUCUGCCGUCCCUCUUCACCCACAAAAGAAACUCUUAGGUCCCUCUGUUUCCAUGCACCUCGGGGGAGACGGAAGCCACUGGCCUCAAGUUUGGGUCUCUUUUUGCUUUUAAGUUCCAGUUAUUAGAAAUGAGUGUUUAAAGCGUCUCCCCUGAGCGCAUACACACAGUUUAGCUCUUAAUUUGAGAAUCCAGGUAACCUUUUGGAGGGGCGAUUCGACUUCGCCUCUUCGCUUUUUUGUUUUUUGGAAUCGUUUUGGCAAGAGAAACGCCUUGCCAGCCUUUGGAACGACAGUAACGGAGAGGACGAGCGAGGCUUUCCGCUCAGAGUGUCAGGAUUAAACGAUGUAGCUUUCUUUUUAUUAGGAAAUGGGACUUGUCAAAGGCAACUUCAGCUCCGGGUUCAGUUUUUGGGGAGCGGGGUUGGAUGAAAAGGUGUCGCCGGGCCAGGGAAUUCUGCUGCUUCCACCUGGGCUCUCAUCACACCUGUGGGAACAUACCUUUUCAGCCGGAGUUUAGUCUCCCAGCCUCCCUCUGCUCCUGUCUCUCUUGUUCAGCCUUCCCCCCAGAUAUUUCCCAGGGAUGUUUGGUGAGCAGGAGGUGAUCUGCGUCCAUUCAUCCCCCAGGAUGUUACCGGACUCCGACUCCCAUCUGCACAGCCGAUAUUCUGGGAUGCUGAUGGGAACUCCAAUCCAGCAACAUCUGGAGGGAGUCGGGCUAAUCUCUGCUUCCAAAUUCUCCACACACCCAUUUCACUCCCAGGUGGAAUUUGUUGCCUCAGCCUCAGAUCUAAAGCAUCCCGUUUGUGUGACCCUUCUGAGAAUCUCACGGGAGGGUGCAUCAGCCGCCUCCAUGAUAUCACCAGCAGUUGGUCGGAGCCAGAACAAACGACCUGCGACCAUUCUUUCCUUUUCUUCUCCUUUUUUUCAAUAAAAAAAAACGUGCUUUGUAACCCAGUUUUAAGUUUACGAGCAGAAUAAACUUGGAAUCAGC
Molecule: messenger RNA, 1556 nt
Organism: Podarcis raffonei (Aeolian wall lizard)
Lineage: Eukaryota; Metazoa; Chordata; Lepidosauria; Squamata; Lacertidae
Gene: LSM4
Product: LSM4 homolog, U6 small nuclear RNA and mRNA degradation associated
Exons: 5
Coding region: 95-517 (140 amino acids)
Biological process (GO): P-body assembly; mRNA splicing, via spliceosome; spliceosomal snRNP assembly
Cellular component (GO): spliceosomal tri-snRNP complex; P-body; U6 snRNP
Molecular function (GO): U6 snRNA binding
Source: RefSeq, a predicted model, not a curated record